ACGAGAGAUUGUUGAAAGACAACAGCAGAAUGGGAGGACAAGAUCUUUUGGACAGUUUAUGCAAGUCAAUUUCGCGCAUCAUGGAAUACUGCCAACAUGCCGAGUUCAAAAACGCAACGCUGGAGCAAGGGAAAGUUCGCGCUGAGAAGCCGGAAGCUUAUUAUGCACGAUUUGUAGAUGAACAUGAGAAGCAGUUGGAUCACGAUGCUACACAAGCAAGUACAUAUGACGAAAUCGCAGCUUUAGUGGAGUCGCGCUAUUUUACGGCACAAGCCCUGUUGGCUGUUAAGAUCAAGGAGCUCACACCUGUGUCAGCGCCAAUUCUGCAUGAGCAGCAGCCCUUCGCGGUCCAGGUAAACAUACCAUAUCAACAGCAUGACUUAAAAAAUACCUGGGGUAAUUUUGACGGAACAUUAACUAUGUGGCCUGGGUUCCGUGACCGGUUUUCUGCUGCCAUACAUGAAAAUAAGAAUGCCAUACAUGAAAAUAAGAAUAGCCUUUAA
Rhagoletis zephyria (snowberry fruit fly) is the source of this 503-nucleotide messenger RNA. RefSeq lists its product as uncharacterized. The record is from RefSeq and is a predicted model, not a curated record. NCBI's taxonomy places the organism in Eukaryota, Metazoa, Arthropoda, Insecta, Diptera, Tephritidae.